UCAUAGAAAAUAAUGACAAGUUGGUUAUAAACCGAAGCCGUGUGAAGUUGUGUUGUGUUUUUCUUUUAAAAACUUUGAUAUUUAUCCAAUUUCAUUUUAAGAAGUUUUUAGUGGUCGUGCGUUUUUCUCUUGACGUUUCGGUCCCUCCCACGCGGUGCUGUUUUUGACAGUCGGUAGUCGCGGUCGAGUAACAAGACUCAGGCACGUUAACUAGCCAUUUAACUGCAUUAGCUAGCUAGCUUGUCAGUGACAGGGUGCUAAAGAUACAAUUCGUUAUUUAUGCAAACGGUUGUGUGACAGGGAUUACAUUGCUGGAGGGAUUAAAUGAUAAACCUGAGCAUUUUGUUUACAGACUAUGAACCGACGUUACACUACAUAACGUUCAAAAGCUGCUCCGUGUCUUCUCUGUGGCUUCGUUGUAUAGAGCUACAAUAGGCUAGCUAAUUAGCCUGCCAAGAGGCUGCAGUAGCUCUGAAGCUAUCUGGCUAGGUAGUAACGUUAUUGUUUUAUGGUGCGCGGCAGACCACAGCAGCUCUGCUCUAUGUGUGAAGCAGUCGACCACCAGCGACCUUUGGGAAGUGGAAAUUGUCUUUUUGUCUUAAUUGCAUGAGCGCGCACUGAAAAGACGGAGAGCCCUGCACCUAAUUACCGUUCCCACCACCCACCGGGGCUGUGACUCGACCCGGGAACACUCCGCCGGUCUGUGAGUGUGUGUGUGUGUGUGUGAGAGCAAGAGAGCAAGUGCGUGCAUGAGUGUGUGCGGCGGUCCCAGGAUGCCACAGCAGUAGCAGUGGAAGGGCAGGUCCAGUGAGCUGCGGAUUCACCUUGGUGUUUUCUCUUGUUAUGGAAUGCCUGUGCCCUGCCCCCUGCCCCCCCUGCCCUCUAUAGGAUCCUCCCUCUGUCACCCCCUGGCACCAGACACUGGCAUUGCAGCCUACCUCUGCUCGCUUCUCAACGACCCCCGGCUCCUGUGGGUUUUUGGUGCCCGCUGCGUUUCCGCCGCCUCCUCUCCCCGGGGAAGAUGUCUCUGAGCUUGGAGACGGACAUCCAGAAGGAGGGGGAGAGCGGCCAGCUUGCUGACACGGGGGCAAGCAGCACAUGCAUAGCCAGCGCCCAGCUGCCCCAGCAGGGCAAGGAGGGCGGAGGAGAUGCCCCUGAGCUUGAAGAGAAUCUCCAGCAGGACUCCCAGAGGCGAUCACAGAACCAUGGCCAUGGGAGGAAGAGAGCGAAGUCCAAUUCUAAGCUGAAGCUGGUGCGGAGUCUGGCGGUGUGUGAGGAAUCCUCAGGCCCAUAUUCAGCAGAUGGACUCCCAGAGACUCAGGAUAUCAUUCAGCUGCAUAUCAGCUGCCCUUCAGACAAAGAGGAGGAGAAGUCCUCCAAAGAUGAGUACGAGAAUGAGGAAAAGGACAAGAAGGACAAGAGUAUGCGGAAGAUCCUCUCCCGCGACUCCAGCCAAGAGUACACUGACUCCACCGGUAUCGAUGUGCACGAGUUCUUGGUCAACACACUGAAAAACAACCCCAGGGAUCGGAUGAUGCUGCUCAAACUGGAACAAGAUAUCCUGGAGUUCAUUAAUGACGACAAUAACCAGUACAAGAAGUUUCCUCAGAUGACCUCCUACCAUCGAAUGCUGCUGCACAGGGUGGCAGCCUACUUCGGCAUGGACCACAACGUGGACCAGACCGGCAAGGCCGUCAUCAUCAACAAGACGGGCAACACGCGCAUCCCUGAGCAAAGGUUCUCUGAGCACAUAAAGGAUGAGAGAAACAUGGACUUCCAGAAGAGGUUCAUCCUGAAAAGGGAUGAUGCCAGCAUGGACAAGGACGAUAAUCAGAUCCGUGUGCCAUUGCAGGAUGGGCGGCGCAGCAAGUCCAUCGAGGAGCGCGAAGAGGAGUACCAACGGGUACGAGACCGGAUCUUUGCCCGUGAGGUGUUCUUUUCUUUUCAGUCCUCUCAAAACGGAUACAUCAACGACAACAGACUUUCCACUGAAGGCUAUUCCUCUAGUUCUCAAAAGAGGAGGCAGAUCUUUAGGGGGAACCGCGAGAGCUCCAGCCGGGCUUCGAGCAGCAGGCAGAGCAGCACGGACAGUGACAUGAAGUGUCUGGAGCCUCGGCCGUGGAGCAGCACCGACUCGGACAGCUCCAACCGCACGCUGCGCCCGCCCGUCACCAAGGCCAGCAGCUUCUCGGGCAUCUCCAUCCUGACGCGCGGAGACAGCCUCGGCAGCAAGGGCUCGCAGGGCAGUGCCAGAGGCUCCCGCAACGCUCUUCCCCUGGCCACCCUGGACGUGUGCCCCCAGGCGCCCGCCCCCCAGGGAGGCCGCAGUCUGCUGCCAUGCCCAUCCAACCCGCCCCAGCAGCAGAGCCAGCAGCCCCCUCCCCCACCACAGCAGGCCCUGCUGCCCACGCCCACCCAGCACCCCAUGGGCAACCACAUGAUGGGCCAGCCGGUGGGUUCUCUGCAGCCCUCUCCACAGUCUGUCUCCUACUCCAGCCCCUCCUGUCCCCAGGUCCUCCUGCCCGUCUCUCCUCCCCAGCAGUACAACAUGGGUGAUGAGCUGACCCCUCAGUUUGGCCAGAUGACCCUGAGCCGCCAGGGGUCCAGCGAGAACCCCGAUGCCCAGCCCAUGUACCAGACUGCGCCCGCCGUCCUCUCCCAGCACCCCCAGCCCCAGACCGGCUACAUCAUGGCCGCCCCCGGGGGCCAGCCCAUGCCCCCUCCUUCCGGCUACCAGCCCAGCGGCGGGCACACCCACCCGCCGCCGCCCCCACCGCCUCCAGCCCAGCCUGUUAUGCAGCCCCAGCCGCCUCCACAGGGCUACAUGCAGCAACCUCCCCCCCAGCAGAUCCAGGUGUCGUACUACCCUGCAGGCCAGUACCCCAGCUCAGGGCAGCAGUACAGGCCCAUGACUCACCAGGUGUCUUACCCCCAGCAGCGCGCUCAGCCCAUGCCCCAACCUGCACAGCAGUCUGCCGGUAUCCAGACUAUGAUGCCCAGUCAACAGCCAGCGUACCAGAGCAUGAUGGGAGUGCAGCAGCAGCCCCAGAACCCAGGCAUGAUGAACCCCCAGAGGCCUAACAUGGGAGGCCAGCUGCAAGGCCAGCUGCAAGGCCAGCUGCAAGGCCAGAUGCAAGGCCAGCUGCAAGGCCAGAUGCAAGGCCAGAUGCAAGGCCAGAUGCAAGGCCAGAUGCAAGGCAUGAUGGUCCAGUAUCCUCCAAUGCCCUCCUAUCAGGUGCCAGUGGCCAAUGAGAGCCAGCCGGUGGUGCAGCAGCAGUACCAGCAGCCAGUGAUGGUUCCUGCCACCCAGUCGGUCCAGGGGCCCAUGCCAGGCACGGCCAUGCCAGUCUACUACAGUGUCCUAACGCCCACUCAGCAAAACAACACAAGUCAGUCAGUGGGCUAUUUGCAGCCGGCCAGCUCUGAGCAGUAUCAAAUCACCCAGUCCCCCUCACCAUGCAACCCCCAGCAAAUGCAGCAGCAAUAUUCAGGUGUGCCACCUCCUGGCCCUGGGGUCAUGGUGAUGCAACUGAGUGUUCCAAACGGACCCCAGCCCACCCAGAAUCCCCCCAUGGUCCAGUGGAACCCCUGCAAGUACUACAGCCUGGAGCAGAGGCCUAGCAAGCCUGGGGAGCUUUACAAGCCUGACUCCAAUCCACAGGCCAGUAAUCAGAUGAGCAGUCCUCUGGCCUCCCCCACCCAGUCCCCCGCCCCAUCCCCGUCAGGCAGUGUCAACAGCGUGUGCCCUGGCCUUGGCCCGCUGCCCCUCAUCUCUCAGUUCCCUCGGCCUGGAGGACCCGCACAAGGCGAUGGGCGCUACUCUCUGCUGGGGCAGCCACUGCAGUACAGCUUGUGCCCCCCGCCCCUCAUGCACAACCAGUCCUCCUACAGCUCCCAUCAGGGCCAAGGAGUCAUGAAGCACGGAGCACGAGGCAAAAGACAGACCCUCAAGUCUGCUUCCACAGACCUGGGUACCACUGAUGUGGUGGUCAGCCGGGUGCUGGAGGUGACUGACCUUCCGGAAGGUAUUACCCGCCCGGAGGCCGAGAAGCUAUUCAACCAGCUCUCCCUGUGUGGUGCCAGGAUCCAGUGGCUCAAGGAGCCGCACGGGGGCCAGCAGCAGCAGCAGCAGCAGCAGCAGCAGCAGCAUCAGCAGCAUCAGCAGCAUCAUCAGCGGGGAGGUCCAUCCGGCCCAGGCCCAGGCCCCGUGUGCUCCUCGGGGUCCAGGCUUAGCGCCGGAGGCAUGGGGGACGGCAACGACCCGGCACACCUGUACACGGUGGUGGCCGUGUUCCCCAACACCAUGGCCGCCCAGAGCGCUUCCUUCAAACUCAACAACAGCGGAGGCAGCCUGUUUAAGCUGCGCGCCGCCAAAAAGAACUAUGACCUGCGCGUGCUGGAGCGAGCCAGCUCCCAGUGAAGACAGAGAUAGAGAGAGAGAGAGAGCAAGAGAGAGAGAGAGAGAGAGAGAGAGAAAAAGAGAAAGAGACUUAGAAAGGGGUGGAGAGGAGGACAGAGGGAACUGCUGGGUAUAUUUUGGGAGGGAAAAGGAAACGGAGAAGAGGAGCCCAAAGGGAAACAAAAAAGAUAAUUUCUUAUGUUUGGGUUUUCCAUUCCUUCAUUUUUUUAUUUUUUUUUAAAUCGUUACCUGAAGAGCACACAAGACACGUGAGCAUGUGUAUCUCUGUUGCCAUGUAAAUUAUAUAUGUACAAUAGCGUACACAGACCUAUACACACAAACACACACACACACACACACACACACACAUUCAAAGUCAGGCAGCAGGGUCCCGUAGCACAUAUGGACACACUGGACAACAGAACCUCAGCUAAUCCUCUGCCUCACUGCUCCGCUCCGCUCCUCUCCUCUCUUUCUGUCUCCGGGCCAAGUUCUCCUUUUGUCCCCCUGGUCCCUGGCUGCUCUCCCCGUCCCCUUCUCAGUCGCUCUCUACACCUCUCAAGACCUACUCUGUUGUUUAUUACUGUCGGUAUCCUCAUUAUGUUCUUUUCUCCCUUUCCUCCCUUCUCCCUUUCCUCCCUUCUUUACACACCCCUCUGCUGCUCUCUCUCUCUCUUGUUCAUGCUUUCUCUUCCUCCCUCUCUCUCAUGCACUCUCUCUCUCUCUCUCUCUUGUGCUUUCAUAGUCUCAGAUCUCUCGCUUUCUGUUUGCCUUACUGCUGUUGUGGGUUUCUGUAUUGCGCUGUUUUGGUUGUUUUUUUUUCUCAGAAAAAUAUUGUUUUUUUUUUUUUUGGUUCGAUAUUUAUAUAAGUGAUGUAUGGAUUAUAAAAUUCUAUAUAUAUAAAUAUAUAUAUAUACAGUGAUUUCUUUUUUUCAGUGGAUAAGUUAAAAGAACUCCUUUAUAUCCGACCUCUCCUCCCUCUCCCUCUCCCUCUCCCCCUCCUCCUCCCCUUCUCCCUCUCUCCCCCUCCUCCACCUGUCCUCUCUGCAUUGUGUUUGCAUUUUUUGUUGACCGCCGUGCAGAACGUAUCAGAAGAAGUAUUAAAAAAGUGCACAAUGAUUGCAAAUGUCUACUGUAAAUUCCAUUUAAUCUGUUAUUUUUUGUUUGUUUUUAAAAAUAUAAAAGACAAGAAAA
Messenger RNA from Clupea harengus (Atlantic herring), 5593 nucleotides. RefSeq names its product R3H domain containing 2 (gene r3hdm2). The record is from RefSeq and is a predicted model, not a curated record. Lineage: Eukaryota; Metazoa; Chordata; Actinopteri; Clupeiformes; Clupeidae. Gene Ontology annotation, molecular function: nucleic acid binding.